This is a messenger RNA of Trematomus bernacchii (emerald rockcod), 4370 nucleotides long. RefSeq names its product protein NLRC3-like. Lineage: Eukaryota; Metazoa; Chordata; Actinopteri; Perciformes; Nototheniidae. The coding region runs from base 45 to 4181 and encodes 1378 amino acids. Gene Ontology annotation, biological process: regulation of apoptotic process. The transcript is spliced from 17 exons. The record is from RefSeq and is a predicted model, not a curated record. Gene Ontology annotation, molecular function: protein binding.
GCUGAUAAACAGAGGGAGGAGCUGCAGAGAGGGAAGUGGAAGUGAUGAAGCCAGACUCCAUUUUACACUUCGACAGAGCAGGAGCAACAGGUGUUACUGGUGUAUCUGUCAGACUGGAGAAGAUGAGUGAUUCAAAAUAUGAGAAGGAGGACACAUCUUCCGUCCCCAGCUCUCUGUCUCUGAAGAGUGACGGGUCUAAAGGCACAUUUCUGGACUUCAGGGAUCAACCUGGACCCUCAGAAACAAAACGGAGAGCAGAGUCUCCAGUCCCCAGCUGUCUGUCUCUGAAGAGUGACCAGUCUACAGGCAGACUUCUGGACUUCAGGGAUCAACCUGGACCCUCAGAAACAAAAGGGAAGAGGAACAAAUCCAGAUCAAGAGCUGGAGUGCAGAGAGACAGUGAGACCAGCACUGUUCAAACAGAUAGUGGUCUGCAGGAGGUUUUAGAUGAACAUCGGAUCAGUCUGGGGAGGAGAUGUGAACAUGUGACUGAAGGAACUGAUGAAAGUGAAACCCUCCUCAACAGCAUCUUCACUGAGCUCUACAUCACACAAGGCCUGAGUGAAGAGGUUAAUACCCAACAUGAGGUGAGGCAGCUGGAGACAGCUUCCAAGAAAAAGCCCCUCCAUGAAACUCCAAUCAAGUGCCAGGACAUCUUUAAAGCCUUACCUGACCAACAGACUCUCAUCAGAGCGGUCCUGACCAACGGUAUCGCUGGAGUUGGAAAAACCUUCUCAGUGCAGAAGUUCACUCUGGACUGGGCCGAGGGUUUGGAAAACCAAGAUGUCAGUCUGGUGAUCCCGCUCUCCUUCAGGGAGAUGAACCUGAUCAAAGAUGAGCAGUACAGUCUUCUCAGGCUGCUCCAUGUUUUCCAUCCGACCUUACAGAAGGUCACAGCAGAGCAGCUGGCUGUCUGUAAAGUGCUGUUCAUCUUUGACGGCCUGGAUGAAAGCAGACUUUCUCUGGACUUCAGAAACAAUGAGGUUGUGUCUGAUGUCUCACAGCAGUCCUCAGUCAACGUGCUGCUGACAAACCUCAUCAGGGGGAAGCUGCUUCCCUCGGCUCUCGUCUGGAUAACUUCCAGACCUGCAGCAUCCAAUCAGAUCCCUCCUGAGUGUGUGGACAGGGUAACAGAAGUACGAGGCUUCACUGACGCCCAGAAGGAGGAGUACUUCAGGAGGAGAUCGAGUGAUGAAGACCGGUCCAGCAGAAUCAUCUCUCACAUCAAGAGCUCCAGGAGCCUCCACAUCAUGUGUCUGAUCCCAGUCUUCUGCUGGAUCACUGCUGCAGUUCUGGACCACAUGUUGACUACAGACCAGCUAGGACAGCUGCCCAAGACCCUCACUGACAUGUACUCACACUUCCUGCUGGUCCUGACAAAGAGGAAGAAGCAGAAGUAUGGUGAGGGACAUGAGACGAGUCCACAGCAGCUGACGAAGGCUGACAGGGAGGUUCUUCUGAAGCUGGGGAGGCUGGCGUUUGAACAUCUGGAGAAAGGAGACAUCAUGUUCUACCAAGAAGACCUGCAGCGCUGUGGUCUUGAUACCACCGAGGCCUUGGUGCACUCAGGAGUUUGUACACAGAUCUUCAAAAGAGAGAGAGUGAUCUUCCAGAAAACAGUCUACUGCUUUGUUCAUCUGAGCAUUCAGGAGUUUCUGGCUGCAGUCUACAUGCUGCACUGUUACACCAACAGGAACACAGAGGUACUGAAGGACUUCCUGCAGGGAGACUAUAGCAACAGGUAUAACAGUGAUCAGGAUUAUCCAUCCCUGGAUGUCUUCCUGGAGGGAGCCAUGGAGAAAUCCCUCAGAAGUGAAAAUGGCCACCUGGACCUGUUUGUCCGCUUUCUCCAUGGCCUCUCUCUGGAGUCCAACCAGAGACUGUUAGGAGGCCUGCUGGGCCAGCCGGGUCACACGGACAACCGUCCAGAAACCAUCCAGAGAGCCAUCAACAACCUGAAGAAGGCAAGAAAUCGUGAAAUCUCUCUUGACAGGAGCAUCAACAUCUUCCACUGUCUGACAGAGAUGAAGGACCACUCAGUCCAUCAGGAGAUCACAGAUUUACUGAAGUCAGAGAACCGAUCAGGGAUCUACUUGUCUUCUCUAGCCUACAUGCUGCAGAUGUCAGAGGAGGUUCUAGAUGAGUUGGACCACGAGAAGUACGAAACAUCAGAGGAGGGACGACGGAGACUGAUUCCAGCUUUGAGGAACUGCAGCAAGGCUGUAUUUCCUAACUGUGGAAUCUCAGACUCUGACUGUGAAGUCGUGGCCUCUGCUCUGAAGUGCGACCCCUCCCACCUGAGAAAGCUGGACCUGAGUGCCAACAAGCUGCAGGAUUCAGGAGUGGAGAUGCUGAGUUCUGGACUAAAGAGUCCAAACUGUAAACUGGAGACUCUCAGACUGAUUGGCUGCAGUUUGUCAGAGAUCAGCUGUGCUGCUCUGAUCUCAGCUCUGAAGUCCAACCCAUCCCACCUGAGAGAGCUGUACCUGAGUGACAACGAUCUGCAAGAUUCAGUGAAGCUGCUGAGUGAUCUUCUGGAGAGUCCAGACUGCAGACUGGAGGAUCUCACUCUGUGGAGCUGCAGUUUGUCAGAGAUCAGCUGUUCUACUCUGAUCUCAGCUCUGAAGUCCAACCCAUCCCAUCUGAGAUAUCUGGACCUGAGUUUCAACAAUCUGCAGGAUUCAGGAGUGGAGCUGCUGAGAGAUCUUCUGGAGGGUCCAGACUGCAAACUGGAGAGUCUCAUACUGAGGAGCUGUAGGUUGUCAGAGAUCAGCUGUUCUGCUCUGGCCUCAGCUCUGAAGUCCAACCCCUCCUAUCUGAGACAUCUGGACCUGAGUAACAACGAUCUGCAGGAUUCAGGAGUGGAGCUGCUGAGAGAUCUUCUGGAGAGUCCAGACUGCAGACUGGAGUACAAGAAUUAUUAUUGUUUUAUUCUUAUUUUUCUCUGUCACCUCUUCUCUCCAUCAGGUGACUCCAAUGUGGAACAGGAAGUGAAGACAGACAGAAAGGCUCCUGAAUCCUUCUCACCUGAACACACAACUGAGUCUUCAUACAGGUUCAGGUGUCCUGGUCCAGGUAUGUUCCAGUGUGCUUCGACUGGCCUGGUGUUCGUCAUGGCUCAGGAGGCGGAGCUUUUGUACAGGGCGGCCACUUGGGAUGAGAGCCUCCUCCAAUCAGCUGGCAAGCAGGCAGCAGGGCCGCUGUUCGAUGUGAAGAGUUCUGAUGAAGCUGCCGUCUGCCAGCUCCACCUGCCACACAGCGAGACAGAGGAUGCGCUGCUCCUGGACGGCCUGUUGUCUGUCGUCCACAUCACUGAUGAAGGCCUGAGCAUCUUGGAGCCGCUGGAGGUCACACACACUCAUGUGGUGGUGAAGGUGCUUCACCUCUCUUCCUUUGGCCUUAUCAUCGAUACAUUGAAAAGGCUUCUAAAGUGGCGAAUAAAGGGCCAAAUUCUGCUGUUCCUACGACCCCCGGGCCGAGAGGAACAAAUACUGGAUGUAUUUCUGCUGCAGAACAACGUCCUUGAGGAGGAGGUUGUUAAAAAACACAGACGUGCUGUGAACAUCCCAAUCUCCUCCGACUGUGAGCUGGACAUUGAUCACAGUUACAGUGUGCACUGUGAACCUGAGGGCUUCUUCAUUCAGCCUGAGAGUAAAACAUUUGAUUCCAGGUUUGGACCAAACUACCACCCGACAUUUCAAGUUUCCCUGACGACGAGCACAGAGAGAGUGGUUUUGAAGGUCAAGGACCAAGGUGGAAACGUAGUCUGGUAUUAUCGCGUGUCACUGGAAGUUCCAAGGCGUGAAUUGUCCCGGAGAAAUGUCCGAGCAGAGAGCAGCGUCCCAGCAGAGAGCAGAGUCCCAUCAGAGAGCAGAGUCUCAGCAGAGAGCAGAGUCCCAGCAGAGAGCAGAGUCCCAGCAGACCAGAGGCUGCGCUCAGUUCGGACAGAGUUCAUUCAAAGAGUGACUCCAACUGUCCUGAUCGACCUUCUGGAUAAACUCUUUGAGUCUGAAGUGAUCAGUGAAUCUGAAAUGACGUCGGCCAGAACCAAACCCCAAAAUGACGGAGCACGAGAGGUGGUGGACGCGGUGCGGAGAAAAGGAGCUGCAGCCAGCAGGGUUCUGAUCAAUGCUCUCCGUGAGCUGGACCCGUAUCUUUACGAAGAGCUCAAUUUGAGCUGAGGCAAAACCUUGUGGAGUGUGUGUGACAGUUGAAGUCCUAGUCCUCUGUUUUGUUACCUGAGAUACUCAUACGUUACUUCAGUAUUGCAAUUGUAUGGUACUUUGUACUUCUACUGCACUACAUGUAUGUAAUACUUUUAGUUACUUUACAGAUUUGGAUGAAUGAUGUGAAAUAUAAUCAAGUGUUAA